CCAUCACUUCCAGGAAGCACUUCUCCUCCGACUCUCUCCUCUUACCACCAGUCACACGACACAAACCUCCUGCCCUUCUCCAUCCAACCAUGGCUGCCACCAUGGCUCUUUCCUCCCCCUCACUCGCCGGCAAGGCUGUGAAACUCGCCCCCUCAGCCUCCGACAUCAUAGGCGAGGGCAGGAUCACCAUGCGCAAGAGCGUCGGCAGGUCCAGGCCCGUCGUCUCUGACAGCCCCUGGUAUGGCCCCGACCGUGUCAAGUACUUGGGCCCCUUCUCCGGUGAGCCUCCCUCCUACCUCACUGGCGAAUUCCCCGGCGACUACGGGUGGGACACUGCCGGCCUCUCGGCCGACCCCGAAACCUUCGCCAAGAACCGUGAGCUCGAGGUCAUCCACUGCCGUUGGGCCAUGCUCGGCGCUCUUGGCUGCGUCUUCCCGGAGCUUCUCGCACGCAACGGCGUCAAGUUCGGCGAGGCCGUCUGGUUCAAGGCUGGUGCCCAGAUCUUUAGUGAGGGUGGUCUGGACUACUUGGGCAACCCCAGCCUGAUCCACGCUCAGAGCAUUCUGGCCAUCUGGGCCUGCCAAGUUAUCCUGAUGGGCGCCGUGGAGGGUUACCGGGUUGCUGGAGGGCCGCUCGGCGAGGUGACCGACCCUCUGUACCCCGGCGGUAGCUUCGACCCUCUCGGCCUGGCCGACGACCCCGAGGCCUUUGCGGAGCUGAAGGUGAAGGAGAUCAAGAACGGCAGGCUGGCCAUGUUCUCGAUGUUCGGGUUCUUCGUGCAGGCCAUCGUCACCGGCAAGGGCCCGUUGGAGAACUUGGCCGACCACUUGGCCGAUCCCGUCAACAACAACGCUUGGGCCUACGCUACCAACUUCGUCCCUGGCAAGUGAGCGAGAUAGUGUGUGCUGCUCAGUUGUUGGAGUUUCUGCUGUCGUACGAUUUGGACUUUGAGUUUGUUGGUGAUGUACAUUAAUCUUUGCAAUGGCGACUUGUACUUUUGAUUGCUAAUGUUUCAUCCUGAUCCCUUAAAAAUUUAGAAUGGUUCAACUUGUCCUA
This is a messenger RNA of Elaeis guineensis (African oil palm), 1056 nucleotides long. RefSeq names its product chlorophyll a-b binding protein, chloroplastic. Gene Ontology annotation, biological process: photosynthesis, light harvesting. The record is from RefSeq and is a predicted model, not a curated record. Gene Ontology annotation, cellular component: membrane. Lineage: Eukaryota; Viridiplantae; Streptophyta; Magnoliopsida; Arecales; Arecaceae.